Messenger RNA from Trametes versicolor FP-101664 SS1, 1159 nucleotides. RefSeq lists its product as uncharacterized. The record is from RefSeq and is a predicted model, not a curated record. NCBI's taxonomy places the organism in Eukaryota, Fungi, Basidiomycota, Agaricomycetes, Polyporales, Polyporaceae. Bases 1 to 1104 code for a protein of 367 amino acids. Gene Ontology annotation, molecular function: L-ornithine transmembrane transporter activity. The transcript is spliced from 4 exons. Gene Ontology annotation, biological process: mitochondrial L-ornithine transmembrane transport.
AUGUCGCACAACGCUGACGAUGGCACGCAACAGCAACAGUCCUACUCCGAGCUCUAUGCUGCAAUAGCGCGCACAGCUACCCGCAGCCUCGCCCUCUACUUCUCCCGCCCCGUCAGGCUCUUCAGGCCUUCGAAAGUGAGCGGUUGGCAGUCCCUUCGCGGGCUAGCCGAUAGCCAUGGCCAGGCGCUCUCGCCCUCGUACCUCUCGUGGCUCGUCAGGGAACAUGGGUGGCUGGUGAUUCCGAAACACUUCCUGCCGCCGAUGCUCGUCAACGGCCUCCUAGGCUUCGUGCUCUGGUCGACCUACACCGAAGCGUCCAGCACGCUCGAGCCCUACCUCGCCUCGCAUCCCACCACCCUCGCUGCUAUAUCGGGCGCCACAGCCGGAGGCGCACAGGCCCUGCUCGCCGCCCCGGCCGAGAACAUGCGCUUCGCGCUCGAGGGCACUUCGCGUGCGACGGGGUGGAGCGACGCGUGGAAGGAGGUCUUCCGGCGCACGGAGCCCUCCUCGGACCUGCCGCGCCAAGAGCGGCUGCUCGAAGCGCGCCAGGUCAGGGACUGGAUGAAGGAAGUCGGGGAGAUGGCAGGCCGCGGCUGGGAGGGCUGGGGCUGGGGGUGUGCCAAAGAUAUCUGCGGUUUCGCGGUGUUCUUCGCCAUCUUCGAUGUCACGCGCCGGUGCGCGAUCGAGACGAAGACGCUCUCUCAAGAGUUUUUAGAACACACCCCCGCGGCAGACAAGCGACCCGGGGGGCUUCGCAGACAUACGCCGAGGAUAGUACACGCCACGACGCUCGUCGCGGGCGGAGCGAUCGCGGGCCUCGCGUACGAGCUGACCUGCCGUCCUUGGGACGCCGCUCGCAAAGCGGUGCAAAUCGACAGGCUGGCCCGCGCACGCGACCAGCACUCCAUCCCGGCCGUCAUCCUCCGCAAGAUGCACGAAGAGGGCGUGCGGUCGUUCUUCAGCAACCCUGCGCACGUUCCGCACGACCCCUCGGCAUCGCGGAUGCGCCGGCGCAUGAAUGCCGCCUUGCGCACGCUGGGCCGUGUCGGACCCUGGGGCGUUGGCUUUCUCGUGUGGGAAGCGUUUGGACCAGGCAUAUCUUAGCUACAUCAAUCGAUGCUCUCGAUCUACACAGUACUAUACUCGUUUCAAUUGAUCU